AUGACAGUCUUUGCCAAACCUUUACAAGACGGCAAGUACAUCUACAAGCACAUCUACAAGCAUCAAAUUAUUUUUCUUCAAUGUGUAGAGCGCCACCAUGUGUUGACCUACUUGGAGGAUGCAGUGACCCAGCUGCUUGAGUUCAAGGAAGAUCAACCCAAGGCAGAUCCGGCCAUCUUCCUACAGGAAUAUUUCGUCAGUGUAAUGAAAGGCACCCACGUCCUGUAUAGGGAGUAUGAAUUUGUUCGCUGCACACCACACAGCAGAUCUUCCUUCAUUAAGUUAUUCUGGAGAUGCUUCAAGUACAUCGGCAAGCAAGGAGAUUUACUGACAGUGAGUGAAUACCACUCCUUGCUUAGUCUACUCUGUCCAGACUUUCCUGUUGACCCUGUUCAUCGUACAGCUAGGAUCAUCUUCUUAGAGGAUGCCAUGGACUCCUUGACAUCGUUUGCAGACUUCCUAUUUGCAUUCCAAGUCCAGUUCUACUAUGAUGAAUUCCUUCAAAGGUGUCUGGACAUCUACGAACGUCAGAUCUCGUCUGCCCAGAGUCCACGAGAGACUGUCUACAUUCCCAGCGAGGUAUCACCACGGCAACAGAAGAAACCUUCACAGUCCUCCGCUGAGAAUCCACCGCCAGACGGAGUAGACACCAGGUACUUCCUGGAUGCGAUCUCAAAGGAAUGCCAGAGGGCUAAGUACAGCUUUCCAGGGUUAUCUGACCUACGAGGAGUCCUUGCCUCCAGCAGCCGAACAUCUUUCUACGGUUUCCUAGUGGCACUCUCCAAGGAUGACGCUAUCAACGCAGGGAUUGGUGUGCUGCCCUCUAGGUCUGCAUUGUAUGAUGAACCGUCUAAUACCCCACCACCUGCUGAAAGGAAAAGCAAACGGAGUACUACAACAAGACUUGGAGGAGCUUCCCUGAGACAAGAUGAGAAGUGAUGAGGAUCCUCUUCAAAGGAUUAUAUCUAGCAAAAGAUCCACCGAAGCAGCUCUGUUUUCAUGAUGCCAACAAAAGCCUUGAGAGCAGAGAUGUUCGUUCCCUUGAUGUGUGGUAAGGUAGCGAGAUCAAAGACAAGAUUCUUUGAGGCAUUUUGUUUCCGAUGCCAGACGAGCUUCAAGAGGUGCAGGACGAUCUUGGGACUGGAUGGGAAGCAGCAUCCAUGUUCAGCAAACAGGGUUAGGCUCGGUCCUUCUGAGAGAGACCCAGGUUAGUUUGUAAGUGCCGCUUGUUGCAGGAGCGUCAGUCUGCAAUGAUGGCAAUCACAUGUUUUUGUGUUUAGUAUUACCUCACCAUGUUGAUGACUGUCCCACAGAUUUCUUUUGGUCUACUUAUAAAAAUAAUUACCAAAACCAUAUUAAAUAUUUUUUUUGUAAGCACAUCUGUCUGCAAUGAUGGCAAUCAUUUGUUUUGUUAAAUAGUAUAACCUCACCAAGUUUUGCCACAGAUUUCUCUUGCUUUGGUUUACCUACAAAUAUUUGAACCAAAACCAUACCUUUUAAAUUUGGUUCUUUUUGUAAAGCAUCUUGGUGUGCAAUGAUCGCAGUUACUUAUUUUGCCGUG
This is a messenger RNA of Strongylocentrotus purpuratus (purple sea urchin), 1561 nucleotides long. RefSeq names its product UPF0705 protein C11orf49 homolog (gene c11orf49). The transcript has 7 exons. Bases 1 to 939 code for a protein of 312 amino acids. The record is from RefSeq and is a predicted model, not a curated record. NCBI's taxonomy places the organism in Eukaryota, Metazoa, Echinodermata, Echinoidea, Camarodonta, Strongylocentrotidae.